GCGAGAGAUCAUGAGAAAGGUUGGUCCAUUGAUGCCAGUGGCCUUGAUGAAGGAGGCAUCCACGGAGCUGGUGGAGACACAGGAUGGUUCCCUCUACUUCACCGAGGCCCGGGGGUGCCCCCGCGGCCAGCUUCCAUCGGAACUCAGAGCAGCAGCCCUCAGGGGAGACGCUGCCUCGCUUUUCGGCUGUGCACCCUUUUGCCACUCGUUGAUGUUGGGGUGCAUGGUCAGCUGAACCCGCACAGCUUCCCUGGUACCGCACCGCGGGUAUUGGUUGGAGAGCACAGCAGGAAGAUGAGAGAGGACAAGGGACAGGGGCCGUGCCCGGGCCCAGCUCACCCCCGGCCGAGGACGACGCCGCCGGCCCGCGCUGCUCCCGCCCCACCGGCCGAGGGGCCAGCCUGCCCCCGGGCCGCCCCUCCGCCGCCCUGCCUUUGUGCCUGCCGGGGGGCAGAGGAGGAGCUUGCGAAAAGUUUUGGGCUAAAAACCCACCUUUUUGCUGCCAGCCGAGCCCGACGUCAGGGGCCGCUGUGCGCCGCGCGGGGCUCCGCACGCGGCCGGCACACAAAGGCAGCAGCUCCGCUCCGCUCCGCAGUCAGGAUGCAGGUUCGGAGUCUCUUCCUCCUCCUGGCACUGAUCCUGGUGGCUGCCACCACCGAGGCUGGCAAGAACAAGAAAGAAAAGGCAAAGAAGGAUGGCUCCAAGUGCGAGGACUGGCGCUGGGGACCCUGUGUUCCCAACAGUAAGGACUGUGGCCUAGGCUACCGCGAGGGAACUUGCAAAGAUGAGAGUAAGAAGCUCAAGUGUAAGAUCCCUUGCAACUGGAAAAAGCAAUUUGGAGCCGACUGCAAGUACAAGUUUGAGAGCUGGGGAGGCUGUAGUGCUCAGACAGGCCUGAAGACUCGCUCUGGCAUCCUGAAGAAAGCCCUGUACAAUGCCCAAUGUGAAGAGACUGUCCAUGUGACCAAGCCCUGCUCCUCCAAGAUCAAGUCGAAGUCCAAAGCAAAGAAGGGCAAGGGGAAGGACUAGAGCAGGAAACCAGCAUCCUCAUCGUGCCCUCAACAUGGUGCCUACAGGACUGGAUGUCCAGCUGCCGCUGGCCCACACGACAGUCUUCCUCCUCCUCUCCUUACUACUUUCCAUGACCUCCUUUUUCACUGAGAUGCCUUAUUUUAAUCAUUAGUGUUGUAGAGAGCAAACCCACCUGUCCUGCAGGAUAGGCUGCCUCCUUCCUUGCUGCCCCAUGGGCACUACCAGUGCAUCCUGCUCACCUCCUCUGGGCUGGUAUUGGGGUUCACUGGGAUAUGCUCAGAGAGCUGGGAUGGAGCACACAUUUUUCCAACCUCCAGCACAAAUGAAUUGCCUUUAGCACAUCCUUUUGCAAGCCCAGGAGCCUCCUUGCUCCUCCACCAGGUACUAGUGCCAGAGGGAAGGGCUGGGUGUUAAAUGCCUGAGUAACCCCAUCACUGAAGCUUCUCACUCAAGGACUGCUCUCACCUCAGGGGAUUUAUUUCAGCAUCCCUUUGGCUGGGGCAUGACUUACCUGCAGCAGUUGAGGAAAACACAGCAAUCACCCUGAGAAGCAGCUGUGUCUCCUCUCUGUCACUUCCAACCAUGUGUGUCCAUGCUGGGGCUGCAGCCCCUCUACUUUUGCCAUGUCAACACCAGUGCUGGGUGGGAGCUCUCCUUUUGGAAUUUUUCUUUUUCUUUUCCAAUAAAAAUCUUUUUUAAAAAAG
Molecule: messenger RNA, 1736 nt
Organism: Vidua chalybeata
Lineage: Eukaryota; Metazoa; Chordata; Aves; Passeriformes; Viduidae
Gene: MDK
Product: midkine
Exons: 5
Coding region: 295-1029 (244 amino acids)
Molecular function (GO): growth factor activity
Source: RefSeq, a predicted model, not a curated record